AUGUUUCCUCGCGGUAUAGUCAUCUGCGUAUAUUCUUCCUCCGGAGAUGUCACUGAGGUCAUCGAAGUUGAUGACGCUUUAAGUGAGGAUGAACAAGCUCAAGCUGCUGAAUCACCUCAUGUUGCUGAACCGUGUACAAGAGAUCAAGGGACACAUACGAUUCAAGAUCUACCUCCACUGCCACCUCAAGCUGCUCGCAAUGUCCAGAUAGCUCCUGGUUCUGGUCUUCAUCAGGCCCAUGCUCCUACUUAUCCUUACAUGCCUCAGUGGCCGCACCAUCCUAUGGGAUACGCACCUCAUCCUCACAUGGCACAACAUCCGCCUCAUCCUCACCAACAGGAUCCGUAUCACCCACAACAUAUGGUCUACGCUCAUCCUCACCGAGUAACUCAUCCACAGCAUAUGGUUCAAUAUCCUCAUCCUCAGAUGCCGCAGUAUCCAUAUUAUCCGAUGACUCAGUGGUCUCAUCCGCAUAUGGCGCAGGCAUCUCAUCCACAUGCAUCUCCUUAUGUGGGACCUCAUGUUCAAUAUGUUCCUCCGCCGGGGUAUGUUCCUCAUCCUGGAAAUGUUACUCAAGCUGGACGUGGCCACCAGCCAGGGCAAACUCCUCCUCGAGUAGGACAUGCCCCUCCCCAGCCAGGGAAUGUUCCUCAUCCCAGGCGUGGAAAUCAGCCAGGUCGUGCUCAACCAAGCCAUGCUCCCCAACCAGGAAACACUCCUCAACCCAGGUACGUCCCUCAAACAGGCAAUGCCACUCCUCAAGCAGGAUUUCCUACUCCGACUCCUGCGCCUCAGUCUGUUGCUCCCACUCCGGUACCUGAGUCUGCUGCCUCAACCCCUGCACCCGGGUCUACCCCAUCUACUCCGACUCCCCAAUCUGUCGCUUCAACCCCAGCUCCAGAGUCUGUUGCAUCGACUCCUGCUCCUGGACCUUCCUCCUCGCGAACCACGACAACAUGGGACAUGGGACCUCCGCCUAAGAAGAAGAGAGGACCGAAGCCCAAGCCGUUAUCAGAACGCAAACCUCUCCGCACUAUACCAAUCGUUCGUAAAGAAAACAGCUACUCAAAGCAGAAAAGGAAGGAAGUCAUUAUGUGGAUGGUACAUCACCGAGUUUCACGUCUAGGUGAAAUGGUGCCUCCUUCUGCUCAGGAUGCUGAGAACCACUUUAAGAUCCCUCGAAGCACCAUUGCUGGAUGGAAGUUACAAUUGCUGGGGAGUGGGCCUAUUCCCAAGUAG
Messenger RNA from Fusarium venenatum, 1239 nucleotides. RefSeq lists its product as uncharacterized. The record is from RefSeq and is a predicted model, not a curated record. NCBI's taxonomy places the organism in Eukaryota, Fungi, Ascomycota, Sordariomycetes, Hypocreales, Nectriaceae.